This is a messenger RNA of Cucurbita maxima (winter squash), 1534 nucleotides long. RefSeq names its product B3 domain-containing transcription factor NGA2-like. The transcript has a single exon. Bases 291 to 1334 code for a protein of 347 amino acids. Lineage: Eukaryota; Viridiplantae; Streptophyta; Magnoliopsida; Cucurbitales; Cucurbitaceae. Gene Ontology annotation, molecular function: DNA binding; DNA-binding transcription factor activity. The record is from RefSeq and is a predicted model, not a curated record.
CUAUUCCCUAUGAGUUAUGAGGGACCAAUCACUCCAAAAACCCUUCCUUUUCCUUCUUAUUUUCAACUCUUUUCCAAUUUUUUUUUUUCUUUUUUUGUUUUCUUUUGGUUACUCAUUUACUUGCUUACUUGCAAACUAGUUCAUCAUUUUGGAUUUUUUUUUUUUUUUUCUUUAACGUCGGUGCUUUUCAAUUUGUUCUUCAAAUUAGUACAUUUUUUUCCAACCCUAAACAUACCCACCAUCCUUUAGAUCUUCAAAAUCCAAAAUUUCGAAUUGGGUUUUGUUAAAGGAUGGAUUUUGGGUUCAAUUCACUCCAAAAUCACCAUCUUCGCUCGAGAAAUGGCCUGAAUUUGGAGCCGGCGGAGGAAGCUAGUUCCGCCGCCGUGGAUUUCGACGGUGGUGGUGGUGGUGGCGGUGGAGGAGAGGUUGAGAGGGAACAUAUGUUCGACAAAGUGGUGACGCCGAGUGAUGUUGGGAAAUUGAAUCGGUUAGUGAUUCCAAAGCAACAUGCUGAGAGGUUUUUCCCAUUAGAUUCAUCAACAAAUGAAAAGGGUUUGCUUUUAAAUUUCGAAGAUCGCCACGGGAUAUCGUGGCGGUUUCGUUACUCUUACUGGAAUAGUAGCCAGAGUUAUGUUAUGACUAAAGGUUGGAGUCGAUUCGUUAAAGAGAAGCGUCUCGACGCCGGUGAUGUCGUUUCGUUUCAACGUGGAGUUGGUGAAAUUGGAAGAGAUCGUCUUUACAUUGACUGGCGUCGUCGCCCGGAGCUUCCAAUUGACCACCACCACCACCACCACCACCAUCCCAUCGGCAUCCGACCAAGCAUCGUCAUGCCCACCACCGCUACCGCUUGGGGGUCAUUAGUAUGGCAACCACUCGGCGUAACAGCAACUGGGUAUCAUCAUCAUCCAGCUACCGUAGCACCGCAGGACCACACACACAUGUCGCGAAUAAACAAUAACAGCAACAACAACAGCAACAUUAACGCUAUGUAUGAUAGGAAUAGAGGGUAUUGUCCUUACGGAUAUGGGAGUGUUGAAUCAUCAUCGUCAUCAGAAAUGGUGUUUUUUGGGAGAGCCCCAAGAUUAGGGGAUGGUUUGGAGGGGAAGAAUGAGAUGCAGCCGGAGUAUAUGAGUAGUGGCGGUGGCGGUGGUUCGAUGGCGGUCCAAGAGAGUUACAGCGAAGAAGAUACGCCGGUGAAGAGAUCAAGGCUGAGGCUUUUUGGUGUAAAUAUGGAGAUGGAGUGCCCAAUAAUGUCAUCUUCUUCUGAUGAAUGUGACUUAUUACUGUCUUCCUCUUCUAAUUCAAACCCCAAAACCACCGCUCCUUCCAAUUGACUUCUCUUGUUUACAGGUAAACUUCAUAUCUUUGAGGUUCCAAAUUUAUUAUGUAUCUCCAAUUUCAAACCAAAUCAAACCAAAAUAGAUGACAAUUUCCAAUCAAAUCACAACAUUUUAUAUAUAUAUAUAUAUAUAUAUAUAUAUAAUAGUUGGAUUCUGUGAAUGAAUGAAUGAAUGAGGUAUGGGAUUAAUUAGUA